AUGGAAUUACUUGAAACGAUAAUAUUUACACUUCAAAUUUCGAAUGUGAUAACGAAAAAACACGUCUCGUCGUCAGAGGAGAGUAUUGAAAAUCUGAUUUACUACAAAGACUGCAACCACAAACGCAAACAAGACGCUCCACCUGUAAAAGAGCUACUAACAAGAACGAAUCCACCACCGCCACCGCAAGAGUGCAAAAUGUACUGUAGCAUGUGCUGCGGAGGCGAAUGUGUGCACGAUCGGUAUCCAUCGAUAAUGAGCAGGCAGUCACCAACGAUGCUAGAAAACAGCAUGCCCAAACCUCAACCAUUCCAACAACCUGUUCUUCAACCCCCUUUGAACCAGAAGGGUAAAAAGAAGCAAACGCAACUAGUUUCAGGACUGCAGCCGCCGAUUGGCGGUAGGAGAAAUGUCGAAUUUACAAGGCAGCAUAUCAAAAGCUUAAUAUCCCAAGAUCAAGAUAUUAGGAAGAUCUUAAAGGACCUUGUAAGGGUGACAAUGCAAAAAGUUGAUUUGCUCGAGAUGAUUAAUUCUAGAAGAAGUGUGAAUGAGGUAAAUUCAGAAGAAAACAAAAGUGAAGCGGAUUCUCUAGAGUAG
Parnassius apollo (apollo) is the source of this 597-nucleotide messenger RNA. The record is from the annotation of a GenBank genome assembly. Lineage: Eukaryota; Metazoa; Arthropoda; Insecta; Lepidoptera; Papilionidae.